Messenger RNA from Anopheles funestus (African malaria mosquito), 1601 nucleotides. RefSeq names its product ventral anterior homeobox 2-like. The transcript has a single exon. The coding region runs from base 909 to 1601 and encodes 230 amino acids. Gene Ontology annotation, biological process: regulation of DNA-templated transcription. The record is from RefSeq and is a predicted model, not a curated record. Lineage: Eukaryota; Metazoa; Arthropoda; Insecta; Diptera; Culicidae. Gene Ontology annotation, molecular function: DNA-binding transcription factor activity, RNA polymerase II-specific; DNA binding.
GAUAUCAAAGAGGAUAUUCAUUGUCCAUCGCACCGAUGACCACUUUACGAAUGAGACGAAUAUUGGGUUUCGUUGACUAUAUUAAGCCGUAGCAGGAUAGUUAAUCAUACGUACGGAGGUACGGUCGGAAUGUGAUUUGAUGCCUGGUUCUGUCGGGUAUGACCAGCACCGCUUCCACAUGUACCACCAGGUCGCAAAUCACAACACACCAUUUUUUUCAUAGAAUGUACACUGCACUUGCUUUAUAUUUACCACACACUUUAGGUUUUUUUUUGCUUGGUUAGAAUGGCCUGGCCGUCCGGAUGGGAGAGACGGUCCGGAUGGGAUUUGAACCACAGUCCUGCCGUGUGGGCCGGCGCCGUUUAUCACAUACACCACCGAGCCGCCACACUUUAGGUUUUAUUGAAUGAAGAAAAGACUAGGUUUUAUUCAAUAAAAAAGCACAAAUAAAUCGUCAUGUAUAUUUUGAUUGAUUUAUUCGUUUCUGUUGUGUUAAGAAAUACUCGUGUUGCAAAAAUUGAUAUACCUUCUUUGAUAAGCUAAUAACUGUUGAAAAUUCCAAAUAGCACCAAAAAUGGAAAAAUUAAAAAAAGAAGAAAAAACCAAAAAUCCGAACUAAUAGCAUUGGCUACAGGUCAUCUAGCGAAACGAAAAGAACUUAAAAACCUAUUCUCAUACCUAACCAAUGUUCAGCGAACAUUUCAUGCAAAUCGGUGCAGCUGUUUCGGAGGAGUUUGAAAACAAACACCGUGACAGUAGAAUUUUAUAUAAUUAUAUAUAGUGAACAAAGGACUACAUUGUUUUACUUACCUUCGCUAGUGUUGUUUUAAAAGCAUAAUACAAAAAUCCACCUAUUUUAAUUGAACUCAUAUUUUACGAGUUCAAGCAAUUCCGUACACACAUGAUUGAUGUAUAAUUUGUUCUCUCUUGUAGCAUCCUCACUGGUGAAGCGUUAUCGGAAACAGAACCGGGAAAGGAAACCGCGUCAAGCGUACAGCGCGAUGCAGCUCGAACGUCUCGAGGACGAGUUCCAGCGUAACAUCUACCUGAACGUAAACAAGCGCUUCGAGUUGGCGCAAUGUCUCGGGCUUACCGAAACCCAGAUCAAAACCUGGUUCCAGAACCGGCGCACCAAGUUUAAGAAGCAGCAAGACUCACGCAACAAGCGCGAACAGCGACAGCAGGCACAGCUGAUCGCACAAUGGUUGUUUCAGCCACAGCAAGUCGGUACGAUUCCGCUGGACGGUCAGUUUCAACCGCUGGCCCGGUUGCCCGUGCUUCCCGCACACCGGUCAUCCCUGGCGCUCGCACAAAGUACGCUCCAGUCGGCACUGAUGGCACCGUACCAUCUGUUACCACCUGCCACACCAUUGACGGUACCGUUGCAUCAGCAGCGUGCCUUGGAGAAAGGAUCUCGCAUUGUUGCACCGGUCUAUACGGUGCGCUCACCAAACGGUGCACCAGUGUAUCCCUCCCGAGUGCCAUUUGCAACGUGCAUGGUACCGUUGGGUACCGCUAACGGUAAGGAACCGGCUGAAAUAUCUGCCAAAGGUUCACCGGAAACGAUAGCGCCGGAUGAGAAGGAUAGCGUGCAGUGCUAG